ACUCCAGUAACCCUGACUCAUUAUUUGUCUCUCUCUCUCUCUGUGACUACCGGGCGUUCAACGAAUUACUCCAUCACUGGCUGGAUCCGAGAGCCCUGCCUCUUCUCUCAUUGGACUGCACGGCCAAGCCAAGCUGUCAGGCCAUGUGGCGUGGCUAGGCACAAUGUGAGACAUUUAAAUUCAUCAAAGAUACACGGAGGCUAACGUUAUCCGUAUCGAGAGUGAAAGCUCAGAGGCAGGCAUUCCUCCCCACAGUCAGAGGAACAGCACCUGGACGACACAGGAAGGCCUUUUGCCAGUGUGAUGACUUGCAGUAAUUCAGCAUGGAUGACAUAGUUAUAGCAGGAAUAUCGGGCCGUUUGCCCGAGUCCAACAAUCUGGAGGAAUUCUGGGAAAACCUCAUUAAUGGUGUGGACAUGGUGACAGAGGAUGACCGGCGGUGGACACCAGGUCUGUAUGGUCUUCCAAAGAGGAAUGGUAAACUGAAGGACAUCAGCCACUUUGAUGCAGCCUUCUUUGGAGUCCACCCGAAACAGGCACACACCAUGGACCCCCAGCUCCGUCUCAUGCUGGAGAUUGCCUAUGAGUCUAUCGUAGAUGCAGGACUGAACCCGGCCACACUGCGUGGCAGUAAAACGGGUGUCUACAUUGGGGUGAGUGGCUCGGAGGCUGGCGAAGCAUUCAGCAGAGAUCCAGAGGAGCUCCUGGGCUACAGUAUGACUGGCUGCCAGCGCGCCAUGUUGGCCAACAGACUCUCUUACUUCUUUGACUUCAGCGGCCCCAGCACUGCCAUUGAUACAGCCUGCUCCUCCAGCCUGCUGGCUUUAGAAAACGCCUUCCACGCUAUUCGCCAGGGCCACUGUGAUGCUGCUCUGGUGGGGGGAGUUAACCUGCUGCUCAAACCAAACACCUCGGUGCAGUUCAUGAAACUGGGCAUGCUUAGUCCUGAGGGGACCUGCAAGUCCUUUGACUCAUCAGGAAAUGGAUACUGCCGUUCUGAGGCAGCGGUGGCAGUGCUACUGACCAAACGGUCUGUAGCUAAAAGGGUCUACGCCAUAGUGGUCAAUGCUGGCAACAACACAGAUGGAUACAAAGAGCAGGGUGUAACAUUCCCUUCAGGUGAGAUGCAGCAGAGACUGGUUCGUUCUCUUUACCAGGAGGCAAAUAUAAGUCCUGAGCAGGUGGAAUAUGUUGAAGCCCAUGGCACAGGAACAAAGGUCGGCGACCCACAGGAAGUGAAUGGCAUUGUGAGUGUGUUCUGCCAAUCAAAGCGGGAGCCUCUGCUCAUUGGCUCUACCAAGUCCAACAUGGGCCAUCCAGAACCAGCCUCUGGUCUGGCUGCACUAGCUAAGGUGGUGCUUUCUUUGGAGAGAGGAGUCUGGGCUCCCAACCUGCACUUCAAAAAUCCUAACCCUGACAUUCCAGCCCUCACUGAUGGUCGGGUUCAAGUCGUUGACCAGCCUAUUCCCAUCCGAGGCGGCAUUGUAGGCAUUAACUCCUUUGGAUUUGGAGGUUCAAAUGUUCAUGUGAUCCUUCGUCCAGCUGAGAAACCAGCUGAUGCAAGUGCACUGCCCAGGACGGUUCCCAGGGUGCUUCAGGCCUGUGGACGGACAGAGGACGCAGUGAAGGCUGUUCUCCAAAAGGGGAAGGAACAUGCUGCAGAUGACAGCUUCCUGUCUUUACUCAAUGAGGUUUCAGGAGUUCCAACUGCUAGCAUGCCCUACCGAGGCUACACUUUGAUUGGCUCUCAGAGUGACGUCAUGGAGGUGCAACAGGUGCUGGCCACUGGCAAGCCACUCUGGUACAUCUGUUCAGGUAUGGGAACACAGUGGGCAGGUAUGGGUCGCAGUCUCAUGCAGCUGCCAGACUUCAGAGAGUCUAUUCUGCGGUCAGACAUAGCCCUGAAGGACACCGGCCUGGUUGUGUCUCGCCUGCUCAUGGAUGCAGAUGACACCACCUUUGAAGACACUGUCCAUGCAUUUGUUGGCCUCGCCGCCAUACAGAUAGCUCAGAUCGACCUGCUCACUAAGCUGGGUCUGCAGCCUGAUGGUAUCAUAGGACACUCAGUGGGAGAGCUAGCCUGUGGCUACGCUGAUGGCUCCCUCACCCACAGUGAAGCCAUCCUGGCUGCCUACUGGAGAGGCCGCUGCAUCAAGGAGGCCAACCUUCCUCCAGGAGGCAUGGCUGCAGUGGGGUUGACCUGGGAGGAGUGUAUGGCUCAAUGUCCUAAUGGAGUGGUUCCUGCCUGCCACAAUGCUGAGGAUACUGUCACCAUCUCCGGUCCACAGGAAGCAAUCAGUAAGUUUGUGUCUGAGCUGAAAGAGCAAGGAGUCUUUGCCAAGGAGGUUCGCAGCGCUGGUGUCGCUUUCCAUUCGUACUACAUGGCCUCCAUCGCUCCAAUCCUGCUGGCUGCCCUGAAGAAUGUGAUCAAGGAGCCAUGUCAGCGUUCAUCCCGCUGGGUGAGCACCAGCAUCCCUCAGUCAGAGUGGGACUCUCCUCUCGCUCUGUACAGCUCAGCUGACUACCAUGUCAACAACUUGGUGAGCCCUGUGCUGUUCCAUGAGGGUCUCAGUCUGGUGCCUGAAAAUGCUGUUGUGGUGGAGAUAGCACCUCAUGCUCUGCUGCAGGCCAUCCUGAAGCGUACCUUAAAGCAUACAUGUUCUAUCCUCCCCUUGAUGAAGAGAGGCCACACCAACAACCUCGAGUUCUUCCUCUCAAACGUUGGCAAAAUCUACAUGAACGGCAUCAACAUGGAUGGUAACAGCCUCUGCCCAGUGAAGUACCCUGUGCCAGUUGGUACCCCUCUGAUCUCCCCCUUGGUGCAGUGGGACCAUGCUCAGACCUGGGAUGUCCCUAAGGUAGAGGAUUUUUCCAGUGGCUCAGGAGGAGCGAAUUCUGCUGUCAUCUAUAAUAUCGACAUAAACCCAGAGUCUAUAGACUACUACCUGAUUGGACACUGCAUUGAUGGGCGUGUCCUCUACCCAGCGACGGGUUACUUGGUACUGGCUUGGCGUACCCUGGUGAAAAGUCUAGGGGUUGUCAUGGGAAGCACCCCUGUAAUCUUUGAGGAUGUCACCAUCCACAGGGCCACCAUCCUGCCAAAGACCGGCCUUGUCCAGCUGAAGGUGCAUCUCAUGCCUGCCACCAACAAGUUUGAGGUUUCAGAGAAUGGAAACCUGGCUGUCAGUGGCAAGGUCAGCUUGCUAGAGGAUGCAGCCCUCGAUUCAUUCCACAGUCAGAUAAGUCAGCAGGCUGCCAGCAAUGAUGGUGACCCCAAAAUGAAGCUUACAGCACAUGAUAUCUACAAAGAGCUGCGGCUGCGCGGCUAUGACUAUGGAAAGACCUUCCAAGGCAUCUUGGAGUCCAACAAUGCAGGAGACAGCGGGAAACUGCAGUGGACAGGAAACUGGGUGACCUUUCUGGACACCAUGCUGCAAAUGAUUGUGGUUGGGCUGUCGGGUCGUAGUCUGCGUUUGCCCACCAGGAUCCGCUCAGUGUGUGUUGAUCCAGCUGUCCAUCUGGAGAAGGUCUGCAGAUACACUGAUGGAAAGCAAGCCAUUGAUGUCCACGUAAACCGCUGCCUUGACAACAUUAUUGCUGGUGGAGUCCAGAUCUGCGGACUGCACGCAACUGUGGCUCCCCGCAGACAGCAGCAGCAGAGUCCCCCCACCCUGGAGGAGUUUGUGUUUGUUCCCUAUGUGGACACAGAGUGCCUUACAGCCAAUGGAAAACUUGCAGAGCAGCUGAGGCUCUGUAAAGGUUUAAUCAACAGACUGCAGCGGAAGUUGGCUCCUCACGGUGUCAAGCUCAGCAUCCCCGGGCUACAAGGGGAGUCAGACGGCCCUCUUCCCAGCCCCGAGCCUUCUGAGCCCAGCCUGGUGCGGCUGCUGGCCCUGCUCUGUGGCCUGGAGCUGAAUGGAAACCUUCGCUCAGAGCUGGAACAGACUGUGGAUAAGGAGAAGGUGUGUCUGCUACAGGACAGCCUGCUGCAGGGCCUGCUAGACAACCCAGCCCUCAGACACUGCGUGGACAUCACCAUAGAAAACAGCAUGCCCGGCAAGAUCAAAGUGCUGGAGGCUUUCUCCAAUGAUGGUCAGCUCUUCUCUCGCAUGGUAUCUCUUCUCAACAUCCAGCCAAUGCUGCGUGUGGACUACAUUGCCACGGCAACCAAUCUGGACCUUCUGACCCCCCACCAGGCCACCCUUGAGGAGCUGGCGGUCACCUCAGCUCAGUGGGACCCACUGAUGGGCCCGGCCCCUGGAGGUGUAGUAGGAGGGGCAGACCUAGUGGUUUGUAACCACGCCUGGGCCCCUCUAAAGACAGACCCUGGACUGCUAUUGGCAAAUCUGGCUUCCGGUGCCAAAGAAGGGGGGUUUGUCCUCCUCCACACCCUAUUGAAGGGGGAGACUCUGGGGGAAACCGUUGCUUUCCUCUGCAGUACAGCUCAGAGCGCCAGCAGCCAGCAAGGACUGCUCACACAGGCUGAAUGGGAGAGGAUGUUCUCUGAGGCCUCCCUCAGCCUGGUGGCUGUUAGGAAGUCUUUUUAUGGCUCCGCCCUUUUUCUGUGUCGCUGUCGGUCUCCUGGGAAACAGCCCAUUUUCAUUUCUGUGGACAGCACCAACUACAUGUGGGUGGAAACACUUAAGGAAAUGAUGGCAGAGUCAUCAGACUGUCCAGUGUGGUUGACUGCUUCUAAUGCCCACUGUGGCAUUGUGGGAAUGGUCAACUGCUUACGGCAGGAGCCAGGUGGCAACCGAAUACGGUGCGCAUUUGUGUCCAAUCUAAGCGAGUCCUCAGAAGCACCAAGCCUCCAGCCAGCCCAUAAGUCCAUGCAGUCAGUACUUGAGGAGGAUUUGGUUAUGAACGUUUACAGAGACGGACACUGGGGCAUCUUCAGGCACCAGCUAAUCACUCACAAUUUAAAUGAAGAGUUGACAGAGCACGCCUAUGUCAAUGUGUUGACUCGAGGUGACCUCUCUUCUCUGCGCUGGAUUGCCUCCCCACUUCGCCACUUUGUGAGCAGCAACCCCAACGUCAAGCUGUGUCGUGUCUUCUACAGCUCUCUCAACUUCAGAGAUAUAAUGCUGGCCACUGGCAAACUGCCACCAGACGCAAUCCCAGGUGACCUAGCUCUGCAGCAGUGCAUGUUGGGUAUGGAGUUUUCUGGUCGUGACCCCACCGGUCAGCGAGUGAUGGGACUGCUGCCUGCUAAAGGCCUGGCAACAAGUGUGGAUGCUGACAAACGGUUCCUCUGGAAAGUUCCCCACAGCUGGACACUGGAGCAGGCAGCCUCAGUGCCAGUGGUCUACGCUACAGCCUACUACUCUCUGGUGGUGCGCGGCAGGCUCCGUCCCAGAGAGACGGUUCUCAUCCACUCAGGUUCAGGGGGUGUCGGCCAGGCUGCCAUCGCCAUAGCACUCAGCAAGAAAUGUAAAGUCUUCACUACAGUGGGCUCAGCGGAGAAGCGGGCCUACCUACAGGAGAGGUUCCCUCAGCUCUCAGCAGAGUCCUUCGCUAACUCCAGAGACACCUCAUUUGAACAGCAUGUCCUGUUCCACACAAAGGGCAAAGGUGUGGAUGUGGUGCUGAACUCUCUGGCUGAGGAGAAGUUGCAGGCUAGCAUUCGCUGCCUAGCCAGACAUGGACGAUUCCUGGAAAUCGGCAAAUACGACCUGUCCAACAACUCCCCACUGGGCAUGGCUCUGUUCCUGAAGAAUGUGGCAUUCCAUGGCAUCCUGUUGGACGCUCUCUUUGAAGUGGGCAACCAGGAGUGGGAGGAAGUGUCCCAGCUACUGAAGGAAGGCAUUAUGGGAGGUGUGGUUCAGCCUCUAAGGACCACAGUGUUCGAGAGGGACCAAGUGGAGGAAGCAUUCAGAUACAUGGCUCAGGGCAAGCACAUUGGCAAGGUCCUCCUGCAGGUCUGUCAUGAGGAGAGGGAUUCAGCAGUCCAAACUGCCUCUGCCCCUUUGUCUUUUCCAGCUAUCUGUCGCACCUUCUGUCUCCCCUCCCACUCUUACAUCAUCACUGGUGGACUGGGGGGCUUUGGUCUGGAACUUGCUCAGUGGCUGACAGAGAGAGGAGCCCGCAAACUGGUGCUGACCUCCAGAUCAGGCAUUAGAAAUGGUUACCAGGCGAAGCGAGUGCGUGAAUGGCAGAGUCAGGGUGUGGAGGUACUGGUGUCGACCAAUGACGUCAGCACACUGGAGGGAACGGAGCAUCUCCUCACCGAAGCUUCUGCAUUGGGCCCAGUGGAUGGUGUCUUCCACCUAGCCAUGGUGCUGAAGGACGGCAUGUUGGAGAAUCUGACUCCUCAGCUCUUCCUUGAUGUUAACAAACCUAAAUAUGAUGGCACCAUACACCUGGACAAAGUGACAAGAAAGAUGUGUCCAGACCUCAGCCACUUCGUGGCCUUCUCCUCAGUCAGCUGCGGCCGUGGCAAUGCUGGCCAGAGUAAUUACGGGUAUGCCAACUCAGCCAUGGAGCGUGUAUGUGAAAAACGCCGCUACAAUGGCUUACCUGGAUUGGCAGUCCAGUGGGGUGCCAUUGGCGAUGUAGGCGUGGUGCUGGAGACCAUGGGUGGCAAUGAUGCAGUGAUUGGUGGCACCCUACCACAGCGCAUCACAUCCUGCCUGGAGGUGCUUGACCUCUUCCUGUGCCAGCAGCGGCCAGUGAUGUCCAGCUUUGUACUGGCAGAGAGGACAACAGUAAAGAGCGAGGCAGGAAGCCAGAGAGACUUGGUGGACGCUGUAGCUCACAUUCUUGGCGUGCGAGAUGUAAAUAGCCUGAACCCUGAUACUUCCUUGGCUGACCUGGGCCUGGACUCCUUGAUGGGUGUGGAGGUUCGCCAGACUCUGGAGCGUGACUAUGACAUCGCCAUGGCCAUGAGGGAGAUCCGCCAGAUCACCAUCAAUAAGUUGCGAGAGCUGGCCAACAGCAAGCCAGAAUCUCUGCAUACUAUGGCCAAGAGGGAUGCUGUUCAGUCUUUGUUGGAGUCUGAUCUGUCUCAGAUGUUAGUAAACCCUAACGGCCCCACAGUGACACCACUCAACAGGGUUCAGAGCCAGGAGAGGCCACUGUUCCUGGUCCAUCCCAUUGAGGGCUCCACUGCUGCCUUUAAGACGCUCGCUCUCAAACUCAGCAUGCCUUGCUACGGCCUGCAGUGCACAGAAGCUGCUCCUCUGGACAGCAUCCAGUCCCUGGCAGCCUACUAUGUGAAGUGUAUCAGACAGGUUCAGCCAGACGGGCCCUAUCGAAUUGCUGGAUAUUCCUUUGGUGCCUGUGUGGCAUUUGAAAUGUGUUCUCAGCUACAGACCCAGAAUUUGCCUGUGGAAUACCUCUUUCUGUUCGAUGGAUCACACUCCUAUGUGGCAGCGUAUACACAGAGCUACAGGGCCAAGUUGACACCAGGCAAGGAGUCUGAGGCUGAAACUGAAGCCCUGUGUGCCUUCAUCCAGCAGUUCACUGGCAUCGCGUACAACAAGCUUGUGGAGACUCUUCUCCCACUGUCAGACCUGGGAGCCCGUGUCAACACUGCAGUGGACCUUAUCACCUCCAGCCACAAGAACAUCAGCCGAGACUCACUGCACUUUGCGGCCAUCACCUUUUACUACAAGCUGAAGGCUGCUGAUGGCUAUGUGCCUGCGACAAAAUACCAUGGCAAAGUGACGCUACUGCGUGCCAAAACCAGCAGUGAAUAUGAACAAAACCUGGGAGCUGACUACAAGCUCAGCGAGGUAUGUGAUGGCAAGGUAUCAGUCCACAUGAUUGAGGGAGACCACCGCACCUUCCUGCAAGGAGAGGGGGUGGAGUCCAUCAGCAGCAUCAUCCACAGCUCACUGGCUGAGCCGCGGGUCACAGUGAGGGAGGGUUAGGCAUGUCCUGCCCAACCACACCCUCCACCUCCACACUAUUUCCACAACAUUCCUAGAAUCUGUCUUUGUCCAACUUUGUUUUAUAGAGUGAGAAUACUCCACAGCAUGUUAACGCUCUGUGCCAUUUUGAUCGAAUAUCCCAUAUGCACCUUUUCAGAACUCAUUGGUCAAUUCAAGCACUGGACACUCUCCCUAACCUAUCUGAGCUCUUAGCUGGUAUCUUCCUGUUUGAUAAAUAAAAUGUGCUGUCAGUGUGUACAGUAAGUUAUGUCUCACCAUGUUUCAGUCAGCCUUUUUUGGAUUGUAUAAAGGAUACCAAUUUUAUCAAUCAACAUUCACAUACGUAUAGUGGAUGACUAUUAAUUAUUGGCAAUUUAUAAAACACAACAUUUUUAAGUAUUUGAGCGUUUUUUACAGAACAGUCCAAGAAAAUUAGGUUUUUGCAGGGCUGGACCUGGACAGUAAAAUCAGCCCAGGCAUUUUGGCCCAGACGGACCUAAAACAAUCUAUGAUGCAAAUGUGAGCUCACACAUAUGCAAGUCAGUCAUAUUAUUCAAAGGCACAGAUUUUUUUCAUUAUUUGGAGGACACAUAUUAAGUGGUGGUGUCUCGGUGCCUCCAACCAAAAUUUUGAGCAUCAAAGACUGCACCAAUUCGUGCCUUUUCUGCAAUUUAUGGUUAAUACAUUAUAUAUAUAUAUAUCUUGUGAUCUCUAAAACAUGGUCAUGGUGGUUUUGACAGGACAUGGUGAAAACAUACUUUCAAAUUCAGUGUAUUGAAAAGGGAUUUUUUUUUUAUUUUGAAGUGUAAAUAAUUAUCGAUGCCCCUAAAACACCCUCAUGCCCUGAUACUAAUAAAACAUAAUCAUAAAUGUUCGUAACCAAUGUUAUUUUUAUCUGAAAUAAGACCCCACUAAUAAGCAAACAAGUGUAUGUAGAUAUCUGAUAAGGUCAAAGGGUCUGUCUUGGCAAAUUUUUCCCAGCUGACAAACUUGUUAAUGCCAACACAUUGUUGAGUUUAUUGGUUGCUUUGCCCCUUACUAACAAAUGAUUGACUUCUGUGUGAACACAGGGUGUUAUUCUGAGGGUGAAAACUAGUGACAGUUACAGUAUUUUUGAUAGACCCAUGGUGAUGCACUGAGUAGGUUUGGUAGGAAAAUGUCUCACUAAGUGUCGCAUCCUCUCUCAAAUCAGCUGUUAGGUUGUGAAUGACUACUAACUGAUUUGGACAGCAGAAUCCUCUGUCCUGGAUCUCUGCUGAAAGGCUGUGUCCUCGCAGAGCUGUCUGACUCCCAUCACCCUCACUUAGUUUCAUGAUACCCAGUCGAGCAAUCCACUCCCACUAUAGAAUAGCAUAUAGCAGCCAACCUGAUCUCUGAGACCUCUGAUCUGGUCAGUGAAGGGUCAGGUGACUUGAGGCAAUUGUGGUGACUGAUUGCAGUGAAAAGGAAGUGACAGUCUAUGUUAAUGUCUUACAUUGUAAUAUUCCCGGUAUGUAUUGUUAUGACUAAUAAAGGCCUCUCACUGAUCACU
Messenger RNA from Epinephelus moara (kelp grouper), 9402 nucleotides. RefSeq names its product fatty acid synthase (gene fasn). The transcript is spliced from 43 exons. The coding region runs from base 324 to 7871 and encodes 2515 amino acids. Gene Ontology annotation, molecular function: oxidoreductase activity; 3-oxoacyl-[acyl-carrier-protein] synthase activity; phosphopantetheine binding. Lineage: Eukaryota; Metazoa; Chordata; Actinopteri; Perciformes; Serranidae. Gene Ontology annotation, cellular component: cytoplasm. Gene Ontology annotation, biological process: fatty acid biosynthetic process. The record is from RefSeq and is a predicted model, not a curated record.